Hemiscyllium ocellatum (epaulette shark) is the source of this 6396-nucleotide messenger RNA. Its product is annotated as regulation of nuclear pre-mRNA domain-containing protein 2-like. Gene Ontology annotation, cellular component: RNA polymerase II, holoenzyme. Gene Ontology annotation, biological process: mRNA 3'-end processing. The transcript has 11 exons. Gene Ontology annotation, molecular function: RNA polymerase II complex binding. The record is from RefSeq and is a predicted model, not a curated record. NCBI's taxonomy places the organism in Eukaryota, Metazoa, Chordata, Chondrichthyes, Orectolobiformes, Hemiscylliidae. Bases 59 to 4447 code for a protein of 1462 amino acids.
GGGCUUGGGGGGGCGGGGCAUACACGCGCACGCGCGCAGCGAGAGCGGAGGGAGCAAGAUGGCGGCUGUCGCAGCAGCGGGAACGGGAGGGCCCGCCGUGGCCGCUCCUUCGUCGUCCGCCUCCUCUUCUGCGGCCUCCUCUUCCUCCACCUCCACCUCCUCCAUCAUCCCGGGCGGCCCGGCUUCGUCGCUGGCCGCUCUGGAGGCCGCGCUGGAGAAGAAGCUGCUGACGGUCACCAACACGAUGGACGGCAUCCAGGGCCUGUCGUCCUGGAUCCUGGACAACAAGAAGCACUACAGCUCCAUCGUCAAGCACUGGAUGAAGUGCAUGAGGAAAUCCUCAAUUCCCCAUCGACUGAACCUUUUCUAUGUUGCCAAUGAUGUUAUUCAAAACUGCAAAAGGAAGAACGCUAUUAUUUUUCGAGACGCAUUUUCAGAGGUUCUGAUUGAAGCCGGCACUUUGGUGAGGGAUCCUUCCAUUCGGAAAUCUGUGGAGCGAAUAUUCACGAUAUGGGAGCAGAGAAGCGUCUAUCCAGAGGAGUUGAUUGUGGACCUGCGAGCUGCUCUUGUGGGACGAAAACCAGCUGAAUUUACAAAAGUGAAAACAGUGAGCGAUAAGACACGUGUUGUGGUGAAAUCAAAGAUUCUCGCUGAAUUCCGGCCUCAGGCACUGAUUGACCAGCUAGGGUCCUACAAACAAGCUGAGGAUGAGAGAGAGUUCAAGGAGAAGCAGCUUGGGACCCUCCGCGUGGACGUUUGCAGCACAGAGACAUUGAAACGGUUGAAAGAUCGUGCUGGAGGCAAACGCUUUUCCAAAGACUUUGAAGAAUCCAGCUCCAAGUUGGAAGACUUCUGUGCCGAGCUCGAGAGGGAGGUGAAGAAGACCCCGCCGCUGAUCGAAGCACUCGAAAAUGCAGAGAUCUUUUAUGAGGCUCAGUACAAGGAGGUGAAGAUUGUAGCUAAUGCGUACAAGACGUUUGCGAACAGAGUCAACAACCUGAAGAAGAAGCUGGACCAGCUGAAGACCACGCUGCCGGAUCCAGACGAGUCUCCCAUUCCGUCUCCCAGCAUGGACGCUCCGUCGCCGACCGGCUCGGAGUCCCCCGUGCGGCCGCUGGAAGAGCCCGUGGCGGAGCUGAAGAAGCUGGAGGAGAGCCCCGGGCCGCUGACACCGGACGCCUCGGGUGAUAACUGUGAUGUCGAGGACAUGGAGCUCUCGGAUGACGAAGCAGCGGGAGCAGCGAAUAUCAUAGCAGUAGAGAGUGAGGAGAGAAAAGAGGAAUCCAGUCCAAGCACAGCGGCGGCGGUGAGCGCGAGUCCCCAACCAGAGAAGGUGUUGACCCCGGUAGAGACCCCGCAGGCAAAGAGCAACACGGUAACGCCGCCCUUGGCCCUGCCAAACCUGGCCAACAUCGACUUGGGCAAAAUCAGCUCCAUCCUCAGCAGCCUGACCACCGUGAUGAAGAACACAGUCAGCCCAGCAGUUGGUCAAGCGCCUGUGCUUGCGGUAACAUCACCGGCUCCUGCUGGCGGGCACCUGAAUAGUGGCCUCAAGGCCCCCACGCAGAAGCCUUCUCCGGCCACUCCCAAUCCUCUGGCGAGCAUCCUGUCAAAAGUUGAAUUAACUCCAGAGAGCAUCUUGUCAGCACUCAGCAAGACACAGGGGCCCUCUGCUCCAGCUCUGCAAGGUCUCUCAUCAUUGCUUCAGAGUGUGACAGGAAACACUUCUGUUCCAUCCAGCAGUGCAAGUUCAAACAUUUCUACCCUGGCGGUGACCAGUGUCACCAGUCCGAUAGAUAAAGGUGUUCCCAUUAUUAAUGCCAGUACCCAGUCUAUGAUCCAGGGGCUGAUCGGCUGCUCUCCAAAUUCGCCUGCGUCUGAAGUUUCCUCUGGCUCAUCUGUGAACUCGGCCCCUGUAAACCACAGCCCUGCUCUGUCCAGUGCAAACCUGAAGGGCCCCGCCAACACUACAGUGCUUGACAGCUCCCUCCGCAGCACCGCCUCUGGAUCGAGGGGAGGCUUGACCAGUCAGAAGUCAUCGGCGGAGGCGGUGGCAGAGGAAACCGAGGCAGAAUCGCCCUCGCCGUCGAGUCUGGAGAUGAAGAUUCACAACUUCCUGAAGGUCAACCCAGGCUUUAAGGCCCUGGACCUCAACAUCCCGCUGCUGAGCAACCUGGGCUCCGGUGACUCGAAGAGUCUGCUGCCGCCGUCAGACGCGAGCCGUAACCCCGGCAGCGCCAUGCUGGACAACCAGGACGGCACGCCCGUCCGUGACGAGCGAGGUGGGACCCCCACCCAAGAUGAGAUCAUGGACAAGCCAGCCACCCCAGGCCCGAUUGAUCCAAUGUCCUUGCUGUCGAAGUUAAUCAGCCCGCCCUCCUCUUCAACCAGCAGCACAAUCUCCCCCCCGCUUUCCCUCCCGCAAAACAGAGAUUCCGCUUACUCAGAGAUUUCCAACACUGUGCCUUCUUACCAAAGUAGUUCCUCGUACGGCCGUGGCAGGAGCCCGUUCCCCCCUUCUUUCAAGCCCUCCGAAAUGUGGGAGCAGUCAUCUCCCCACAGGGAUUCCCCUCCUGACCAGUUUUACCCGGGUGAAUCCUGCACUGAUUUUGACUACGCAGGCCCACCUCCUUCAGUCUCUGGCUUGGGGAAGCAGCUGCCGAAAUCCAUUCUCAAGUCAAAUAAAGCCGAUCAGAGUCCCAAUGAAUACCAGUCUGUUUCCACCAGUUACAGUCGCCUCAAGUCUGUGUUCUCCAAGCCUAUGAAGUCCAUCCUUAAAAAGCAGGAGGCUUAUGGUGGCAGGUCAAAUAGCAGGGGGGGGUACGGAGAUGAUGAUCAGGGGGUUGAGCACGAGAGCCUGUCUUCGCCCAGCCAGAACAAUCCAUUCUUCCCCUCAGAGUCUAACAACAUCAUCUUGCAGCCCUCUUUCUCAGAUCUGUCUCGCGCGGGGUCGCUUCCGAAAGCGUUCUCCGACUCGCUCACUUCCCGCCAGCCGUCUUCCACACAAAGUGCCGGGUCUUACAGCCGCCUGCCGGUCACCAGCAUCGAGAAAGCUGUGUCGCUAGGCUCCCCCGUCUCUGCCACUUCCACCAUCGAGUUUAAAAACAUGCUCAAAAAUGCCUCCCGCCGGCCGACUGACGAGAAGCCUUCAGAGAGCCCCAUUAGUCCAGCGCCGACAGGAGGCGUGAGCGAAAAAGGGGGCCUGUCGAUCUUCGGACAGUCUGGGAUUGCAGAGACUGGGGAGGACGAGCAGCAUUGUAUAGAGACUCACAUAUCCACCUCUGAAUUAUCCAAAAGCAUAGAGGAGAAAGGAGCCCCCAUUGAAACGUUAGGUUCCAGUACCCCAUCAGCAGGGAGGCUGAUGUUUGGGGAGCCCAUUCAGACUCUGGACUCUAGCCGAGGGUCAGGCAGAGGGAAUCUGAGUCAUGGGAGAGGGGGCUCCAGGAGCAGUUGGUUUGAACAGAGCGAAAACAUUUCAGACUUUGAAGAUGAGUCAUCCUCUCUUGACGUUUCUGAGAUGACUCAAGGUAUUCCUCCCAGUUUUCGAAGCCAGUUCGAAGAGCACCACCUCCAGUUCCCUGACACUUCAAGCAGCUUUCGGUCCAACAGCUUUAGCGCCCCCUUUGAGAGGCAGACCCAGCCAAUGGGACUCCCGCCCGGCUCGCUGCACGAUCGCAUCGGGCCUCCCCCCGUCCCAAGCCGUGACCACGUCGGGCACCCCACUGGCCCGCCGCCAGAUCACGUGCUUGCCCCAUGCACCCCGCAAGAUCACAUCGGGCCCCCGCCCCCUCCCGUGCCCUUGCGAGAGAUCGGGCUGCCUCCACUGCCCCCGCGGGAUCACCUGAGUCUGCCCCCGGGUCCUCCUCCCCCUCCUCCUCCCCCUCCUGUCUCCCAUGACCAUCUCGGGCCUCCCGGCCCCACCCAGGAGCACGGGGCUGUCUCGUCGGGUUCCCUGAGAGAGCACGCUUCCUUCUCGGGUCCCCCUCAGGAUCACGGUGGGCCGCCACCUGGUACGACCCAUGAGAAGAUCGGGCCUCCGCGGGACCACGCUGGGCCGGCCCCCGGCACUUCUGUUGACCACAUCGGGCCGCCGUCUGCUCCUCCCCCUGAUCACUUCGGUCCCGGCUUACCUCCCGGCCCCCCCCCUCCGCGGGAUCACCUCGGCCCCCCGCCCCUGGACCACCUUGGACCCCCACCCGGCCCCCCGGUGCCGCCACCUGGGCCCCCUCCGCGGGAUCACCUGGUCCCCCCUCCCGGCCCCCCCUCCAAUCCCCCCACCAGGCCCUCCCCCUGGCCCCCCUCCCCGGGAUGUUCUGGGUCCUCCGCCAGGCACUCUUCCGCAAGAUCACCUGGUCCCACCUCCCGGCCCCCCUCCGAGGGAUCCGCUUGUCCCACCCCCAGUCCCCCCUCCUCAGGACGUCCUUGGUCCAUUGCCUGGAUCUCCUAGAGACCUCCUUGGCCCACUAGCCGGGCCCCCAAGAGAACUCCUAGGCUUAUUACCCUGCCCUCCAAGAGACUUCCUUGGCUUAGCCAGCAGGCCUCCAGUGCAGAGGUCGCCAAGGGAUUACUAUAGCCAAUCCUUUACGCCCCAGCGAGAGUACAGUAACCCUGGUAGAUUCUUCCAGAGAGACUUCAGGGGCUCUUUCAGGCCUCGCGAAUCUUUUCAAAGUGGAAAGCGGCCCGGUCUGCCAUUCGGGAGCCCCCCUUUUUCCACGGCUCCGAAGCGACCCUACAUGCCUCCUCGGUACUGAGAAAGCAAGAUGCGUUGCAGAACGAGCGGGAAUGUUUCUGUGUUGGAGGCUACGUGGAAAACUCAUCUCUAACCCUUGCUGUCCGAGCAGCUGUUGUGGCUGUAGUGGCAAGGGUUCAGCGUGGCGCAUCGUCAGUCAUUGACUUGUCUCUUUGUGUCCUUGUCUGUUUGCCCUCCCGGCUCACUUCCUGUUCUCCCACUCUGUCCUUCCCCAAGCUGACCUGCUGUGCUAGGUCAGAGGUGUAUGUAAGGUUAAAUGUUUCCGUACAGUAUCAUUACAAACUACUGCACAGCGAGUUUUCAUCAGAAGGAGCUUGGAAACUUCCAGGAUGUGUAGGAAUCCAACACGGAGCUAGAGAACCGUUUCCUUUCACACAAAGUAGAACUUUUGUAUUGCUGAAAAGAUCCUCAAGAGUACCGUCUUAAGAUGCUGUAGCCUCUGUCCAAACCCUUUGCUAUUUUGUGUUUGUUUUUUUUAAAAAAAAGUUACAGUUUUACUACGUGUACUAGUUUGUGGAGGGGAAAAAAAUGUGGUUAAAUGCAAAUUGCAAAUGGUUCUGUUGUCAUUGAAAGCAUUUGCAAGUGAACCCCCCCCCUCCCCUCCCCUCCACCCAUAGUCAAAUUUCAGGGCUAGAAUUUUCAAAGCUGACACCUCAUUGUUUCUGAGUCAACGCGAUGAACACUAUUUUGUAGAGGGUUGUGUGUUUCCUGCACCAGACACUUUUCAAGAGGGAAGUGUUGAUUGGGCAGGGUGGGUGUUAACUGUACAAUCCAUUUCCUACUCACUGGAGAGGAUUCUGUGCCAACGGCUUGGGCUUUCCCCCCCCCACCUCUGUAAAUAACAAGUGUGUGUUGAUUCAGCUCCUUGGCAGAGGGUUCACAUCAGCCUGUGUGUGGAUUGUGCAGUGCUUUGAGGGUGGGCGUUUCUCCUUUUUAAACCCCCUCCUUGUUCUGAAAUGUAUAGCUUGUCCCUGUUUCUCCCACUAACCUGUCUUUUUCUCCAGAGCGGCACCGUCAGCCACUAGGAUGGAGUUGUCUUCCCCUUGGCAAUGCCAGUGCUGCUGAUACGGUGCCAAGGAGAGGGCAGCCAAUGCUGGUGUUGGAAUCUGAAGCGCACUGCCCCUGGUUGUCCAUCCCAGAUGUGGGAAUGGUGGAAAAUGCUCCAUCUAAUAAUCUGGCUGAGAACCUCCCGAGACUCCCAACAAUCGGAAAUGAGAAGAUUUUUUUUAAAAAAACCUAACGGGCAGGACUGGAGCCUGUGGACUGUGCAAUGGGCACAGUUUUAAGCUGUUAAGAUGUGUAGUGUUUCUAAUGGCAUUGCAGUUAACAAAGAAACAAAUGCAUUUAUCUACAAAAGAAAAAUGGUGAAUCUUUGGAAUAAACCUUCCUCUGUCGUUUUACAAGCUCUUUAUAGUAGACCGAUCAGUCAGCAAUGCGAUAGGCAGAGUAAAACCUAAUUCUCUGCAACUUGUUCAAAAGUAUUUUGAAUUUUCCUACCCCACGCUUGCUGAUCGGCUGCUAAAACUGCCUAACGUGCUUCUGGAUGCCUUUUUCUGUGGCUUGUUCUGUCCCAGUCACUGGUUUGUUAAAUGUAACCUGCUUGGCCUGGUGAAGUACCUGGCUGAAUAACACUUGUUCCUCUUUAU